AUGGCUCAUUUGGAAGGGCUCCUGCCCAGGGGUCAUAGGUAUUGCAGUGUUAUGCCAGCUCUGGACAAGUUCUCAUGCUCUAGCACUGCUACCCCCUGCCCCUGCUGCACGAGCUCUUUCGUAGUGCAUCCUGCCUGGAUCACUGAGCCCCUCAGUCCCCAGAGGUGCCAAUGGAGUAGCUGCUGCCUCCCCUCUCCUGGCCCAGCGUGGAAGAGGCUGAACAUCUCAGGGCUAUCAGUGGGCUUAGGCAGCAAUGUCCCUGUGCUGGUGAGAAGGGAGCAAGAUGGAUUUUAUUAUCAUGGCACAAUUAAAGAGGAGAUAGAGCAGAGUGAAAGAGGUAUGUUCCUGGUAGAGUUUGCCAAACCGCUUGUGUCACGUGGAAGUCACACUUUGUGUGUGCAAAAAACAGCAAAGGAUGAUAUCCUGGAAUACGUGAAUGGGAUGAAGCACUCCUUGCUCCCUGGAGACAAAGUGCUGGCACCCUGGGAGCCAGAUAUGGCUAGGUAUGGCCCAGGAACCAUCCUCACGGGCAUUGAGACAAGGGACCCCUUACGAGCCUCAGAAGAUGAAGAAAUUAUGGUCCAGUUCUGGAAUGACAAGAAAGUGAAACUCCCACGGGGUGUGGCUCUGUGGAUCCCACCUAGCCUGUGGGAAAGGAUUGUAGAGAUGAUCCACAUGCCCUUCACCAGCAGGGUGAAGCCUAGAGGAACUCCAGAUGCUAACUCUUGUGUUUCUUCCUGUAGUCCAAAACCAGCCCUGAUUCCUGCUUGUACUAUACAUAGCCUUCCCAAGCACUGCUUGCUCUGUUCCCCAUGCUGGCCACACUUGCACUAUCACUGUGGUUGUAUAUGCUGUUUGUCAGCAUAUGUAAGGUGCAUCUGCUACUGCCAUUCCCAUGUUGAUGCCUGGUGGCCUCUUCCAUCCAGGUCUCUGGUUUUUCAAAGCAAAACCAAAGAGACAGAGUCCAGCAGUGAGCCCUCUCCAUGCCUUCUAGAACUGCAAGGCCCAAAACAAGAAGAAGCAGAAGCUGUGGCAGUCUCUUCCCCAUCUUCUGAUUUAGAGUGGGACCUGGAGCCUUUCCCCACUAAGAGUACUGUGGUGGACAGUGCUGUUAACACAAGCUCCAGCUGCCUUGAGAUGUCUCAGCUAAAGGAUUCUGCAAGACCUGGAUGGAAAUACUGGAAAAGAAGCGACCACAAGUCCCAACCCAGUAAUUCAGCUUUUCUUUUAGCAACUCAUGCAACAGAGAACUGCCCGAACAAUUAAUUUCAUUUGGAAGCAGGACUUGGCAGUUGCAGCAGCACAGGUAGAAAAGGCAAGCUGGAAUACAAAGCCAUCUCUGCUGGGGACAUGUCCCAUGUUGCCCCAACUAAUUGGAGCACAAUGUUUAAAACCAUCAAGCAGUCUCCCCAAAGGCAUCUCACAAGGAAAGAAAUCUUAAGAGAACAGAAAUCCAAUCCUUCGUUGGAGGAAGCAAAGAGUUUAACCCUGAAGCUAGGAGACAGAGAAGAAGAUUUUGCAGUAGCAAAAAACCAAAGAUAUAAGAUAGCAAGAAAGAAAACGAAGUCAAAUGAUAAACAUAAAGGGACUUGCAUGGGAGAGAAUGAACUUGGCAAUACAGACCACGUAGAGAGAAAGAACAACAGCAAAGAGCUCUCUUGCAACAAGACAGAGAGAGACACGAUCAACCACAAUUCAAUAAACAUACAACUGAUGAAGUUCAGGAGCUGA
This is a messenger RNA of Chaetura pelagica (chimney swift), 1731 nucleotides long. Its product is annotated as chromosome unknown open reading frame, human C11orf16. Lineage: Eukaryota; Metazoa; Chordata; Aves; Apodiformes; Apodidae. The record is from RefSeq and is a predicted model, not a curated record.